Danio rerio (zebrafish) is the source of this 3052-nucleotide messenger RNA. It is a transcript of the gene syn2b, whose product is annotated as synapsin IIb. Lineage: Eukaryota; Metazoa; Chordata; Actinopteri; Cypriniformes; Danionidae. Gene Ontology annotation, biological process: neurotransmitter secretion. Gene Ontology annotation, cellular component: synaptic vesicle; Golgi apparatus; presynapse. Gene Ontology annotation, molecular function: ATP binding. The record is from RefSeq and is marked validated.
UGGCAUUGCAUUGGAGCUGUCAGUGCAUGAAGACGGAGAAAUUCAGCAGCAGCAUCAGCACACAGUCUUAAAGCGGAGAUUCCUGGAAAGCCAGAGCUGAUUUUCCCCAGUCGCUGACGCUCACCGUUGAAGAUCUGAGAGUUUAACCUUCACAGCCAUGAACUUCCUGCGUCGUCGUCUCUCUGACAGCAGCUUCAUCGCUAAUCUGCCCAAUGGCUACAUGUCGGACCUCCAGCGUCCGGACCCGCCGCCGCCCCCUCCAGCCGACGCCAAACCUCCAUCCGGAUCCCCUGCCGCCCCAUUGGCCCCUGCAGAAAACAGGUCUCCGUCUUCAUCUCCGGCUCCAGAGCGGCGUCCGCAGCCGGCUCCAUCCAGCGGCUCCGGCUUCUUCAGCUCCAUCACUAACGUAGUCAAGCAGACGGCGGCAUCUGCGGGACUCGUGGAGCAAAGCCCUGCCACCGCUUCCCGGAAGUUCAAGAUCCUGCUGGUCAUCGACGAACCCCAGAAUGAUUGGACAAAGCUUUUUCGUGGGAAGAAGGUGCAAGGAGAUUAUGACAUCAAAGUGGAGCAGGCUGAGUUCAGUGAGAUUAAUCUGGUGGCUCAUGCUAACGGCACGUGCAGUGUGGACAUGCAGGUCAUCAGAAACGGCACCAAAGUGGUCCGCUCCUUCAAGCCUGAUUUUGUCCUGGUUCGACAGCAUGCCUACAGUAUGGCACAGAAUGAAGACUUCAGGAACAUCAUCAUCGGCUUACAGUACGCCGGCAUUCCCAGCGUCAACUCACUGGAGUCCAUCUACAACCUCUGUGACAAACCCUGGGCUUUCGCUCAGCUGAUCAGCGUCUACAAGAAAAUGGGUCCAGAAAAGUUCCCUCUGGUUGAUCAGACCUUUUACUCCAACUACAGGGACAUGAUCUCGAUGCCAACAUUCCCAGUGGUGGUGAAGAUUGGACAUGCUCAUUCUGGGAUGGGGAAGGUGAAGGUUGACAAUCACAGUGAUUUCCAGGACAUUGCGAGCGUUGUGGCCAUCACUCAGACAUACACCACCACUGAGCCUUUCAUUGAUGCCAAAUACGACAUCAGGGUGCAGAAGAUCGGCUUUGAUUAUAAAGCCUACAUGAGAACAUCCAUCUCAGGCAACUGGAAAUCAAACACUGGAUCUGCCAUGCUGGAGCAAGUAGCCAUGACUGACAAGUAUAAGCUGUGGGUGGACACCUGUGCAGAUGUGUUCGGAGGACUGGAAAUCUGCGCCGUUAAAGCCAUUCAUGGAAAAGACGGGAAGGAUUAUAUCACUGAGGUGGUGGGCUCCUCGAUGCCUCUGAUUGGUGAACAUCAGAUGGAGGACCGUCAGCUGAUCACCGCCAUCGUUUUGGCCAAAAUGAACCACGAAUCCAGCCGUAUAUCAGUGUGUGCCCAACAGAGACCUGCAGCCACCGUACAGCCUGCACAGAGUCCUGCCUUAAAAGAAAGCCUGCCCGAGCCCAUCAAGACCCCGGGUCAGCGUCCCCCUCCUCAAGGGGGGGCAGUGAAACCCCAAGAGCCACAACCUAAGAGUCAAGAACCUACACCUGAGCCAAUCCCUGCCCAGGAACCUGUGCCCAAAGCAGGCCCAACCCCAACUCUGCCACCCACCACGCAGCAGCCCAAACCCCAAACCCAAGCGGCACCUGAACCCACUCCAGGGAAGCCAACGGAUCUGCCCCCCAAACCCCAACCUCCCAAACCUCUUCCCCCGAAGCCUGUGCCUCCUGUUCGGAGAAACUCCAAACCUCAGAUCCAACCAAAACCCCAAACCCCCCCUCCCGCUAAAGCUCUUCUGAAAGCAGACUCAGAUCAGGAUCCUGGUCAGAUCAAGCCAGAUUCAGUCCCUGCUCAAGAACAGUCCCCCGCCAGAGUUCCCAUUAAACCCCCGUCACCAGCUAAACCUCAGCUCCAGCCUAAACCAGUGCUCAGAGAGCAAGCCAAACCUGAGGCUCGAGCUCAGCCUGCCGCCCCAUCUGAAGCUGCAUCAGCCCCUGUUAGAGCCACUCCAGCCCCUGCCCCAGCUCCAGCUCCAGCCCAACCUCCUGUGGAGGAACAGCCGGCACCCCAGCAGAAGUCAUCCCAUCCUCUCUUGAACAAGUCCCAGUCCCUGACCAACGCCUUUAAUGCCUUCGGCGACACCUUCCGCUCCAGCAACGAGGACGAAGCAAAGGCAGAGACCAUCCGAAACUUGCGAAAGUCUUUUGCAAGCCUGUUCUCUGACUAAUGGCCAAAUCCCAAAACCACUGAGGGUGGCCAGGGACUCGUCCGACAGAUAUGCAUCCUGGUCUGAGGUUAACUCCAUGUAGCCGUGUACAUUCAACCUCUCCUCCCAACUCUGCUGUAAUUCUCCGAGUGUUAACUAAGAAGGUUAGAGUGAUGUACAGUGAUCGUUCUCGCCAGUUGUCUACAUAUUUGAGUCACUCUGCCUCAAAACACUGGGGUUUAUAUGAGGAGGGGAUGGCACGAUCAGUUGCAGGACGCUGGUGUACGCUAAAGUCGUCUAUAACCCUUCGAUGUCGUAGCUGUAACGUGCUAAUGUGUUUUCUUUACUCAGAGACAAACAUUUGUGACUAGUUUCCCUUGUUUAUCCCCUGUGUGUGUGGGUGUGUGCGUGUGUAUAGCUAGUUGCCGUGUUGUAAGCAUUAGCCAUUAGUUCAACAAUACCUCGGGAUCUUUAUAAACGCACUUUCCUAUUCAAGUUUCCUACGAAAAUCGUUGCUUGGAUUGGUCGGUUUCAACGCAGUGGUGGGAUUUCAGUGGGACGCCUGGUGUUUUAGCGACAUCCAGCUUGCAUCCAGCACUUAUCAACCCGUCCGGAUAUUCAUGAGUGCCAUGUUUAUAGUAUCUCCGCAUAUUGUAUCGUACUGUACGUUAAACAUCUCAGGAGUUUGAUUUGGGUGUGUGUUUAUUCCGGCGUCACUCUGUUCAUGUUGUGUUUUCUUUGUGCGCAGUGAUAUUGCUUUGCAUGACCCGGUGAUAAUUGUUUUCUCUGUACAAGUGUCAAUAAACAUGUGGCGCAUCAUUCCACUGA